GAAAGACUCAUUUGCCCUCCUCACGAUUCACACUCGCUGAACCGUGCCCGAGUCGCCUUCUUCGCGCCGUCUAAUCUCAUUUCUCUCCGGCGUCUGCUCCUCCUUUCGCCUUCGUCCAUAUCGCCCACCGAUCUUACCGUUCCGGUACACAUCGUCGACAUCGGACUUCUCCGCUGCUGUUCUGAACGCUUUCUCCAGUAUCCGGUCGAGCCGCAUCGGAAUUUCGAUCUGUUUCUGAAAGAAGAUUCCCAGUGCGCAGGGCUUGCCGCGCUAUGGAGCUGAGCGUCUCUUUCCCUGCGGACAACCCGCCGCUGUCGGUGAUCGCUGCUGCUAAGAUCGCUGGAAUCGCGCUCUCAACUGAUGCUUCCCUCCCUUCCGGAUCCGAUCCUAUCCUUCGCCUUGCUUCUGGGGAGGUUUUACAAGGUGCUAACACUCUGCUCCGGCACAUUGGUAGUAUUGCAACUCUUCCUAGCUUUUAUGGCCCGGACAGAUUGGAAGCUGAGCAGAUUGAUAAAUGGCUUGAGUUUUCCUCAGUCUUUCUGUCUGGUUCGGAAUUUGAGAAUGCCUGUGCACAUGUUGAUGGACAUCUUAUUUUGAGGACCUUGCUGGUUGGUUUUAAUGUGUCCAUUGCUGACAUUGCAAUAUGGUCUGCGCUUGCAGGCACUGGUCAAAGGUGGGAAAGCCUUAGAAAAUCAAAAAAGCACCAGAACUUGGUUCGCUGGUUUAAUUCAAUAUUAGCUGAAUAUGGAGAUGCUCUAAAUGAAGUCACUGCUGCAUAUGUCGGCAAGAGGGGAUUAGGAAAGGUUCCUGCAGCUAAGGAAAUUGUGGGUAGUGGCAAUUCAAAAGACUCAAGUGCAGGGGUUCUGCAGAAGGAAAAUACAACUGGCUUUGAAAUAGAUCUUCCUGGUGCUAAAGUAGGAGAAGUAUGCUUGCGAUUUGCUCCUGAGCCUAGUGGGUAUCUUCAUAUUGGACAUUCAAAGGCUGCUUUGCUGAACAAAUACUUUGCCGAGAGGUAUCAAGGGCGGCUACUAAUCCGCUUUGAUGACACUAAUCCAUCAAAAGAAAGCAGUGAAUUUGUGGAUAAUCUUUUGAAGGAUAUUGAAACAUUGGAUAUCAAGUAUGAAAAGGUUACUUACACAUCAGAUUACUUUGAUGAUUUGAUGAAAAUGGCUGAGAAACUGAUCCUUGAGGGAAAAGCUUAUGCGGAUGACACACCCAGGGAACAAAUGCAAAAGGAGAGGAUGGAUGGGAUUGAUUCAACGUGCAGGAACAACACUGUAGAGGAGAAUAUGGCAAUGUGGAAGGAGAUGAUUGCAGGUUCAGAGAGAGGUUUACAAUGCUGUGUAAGGGGUAGGCUGGAUAUGCAAGACCCUAACAAGUCCCUUCGAGAUCCUGUUUAUUAUCGCUGCAAUUUGGAUUCUCACCACCGUAUUGGAUCUAAAUAUAAGGUGUAUCCAACUUAUGACUUUGCUUGCCCAUUUGUUGAUUCUGUUGAGGGUAUUACACAUGCUCUUCGAGCAAGUGAGUAUCAUGAUCGCAAUGCACAGUAUCACCGCAUUCUUCAGGACAUGGGUCUGCGAGAUGUCCAAAUAUAUGAAUUUAGCCGAUUGAACAUGGUUUAUACACUUCUUAGCAAGAGAAAGCUUCUUUGGUUUGUUCAAAAUGGGAAAGUAGAUGGGUGGGAUGAUCCACGCUUCCCGACUGUCCAAGGGAUUGUGCGUAGAGGCCUAAAGAUCGAGGCGCUCAUACAGUUCAUUCUUCAACAGGGUGCCUCUAAGAAUCUCAACUUGAUGGAAUGGGAUAAGUUGUGGACCAUCAAUAAGAAGAUAAUCGAUCCUGUUUGCCCAAGACACACUGCUGUCAUUGAAGAGAAGAGUGUAAUAUUGAUCCUUGAAAAUGGACCAGAGAAACCUUUUGUUAGGAUUAUACCUAGACAUAAGAAAUAUGAGCCUGCAGGCCAGAAGGCUACAACCUAUACAAACAGAAUAUGGUUAGACUAUGCUGAUGCAUCAUCAAUCACAGAGGGUGAGGAGGUCACAUUAAUGGAUUGGGGAAAUGCAAUUGUAAAAGAAAUCAAGAAGGAAGAUGGAAAUAUAACCCAUUUGGUUGGCGUUCUCCACCCAGAAGGCUCAGUGAAAACAACAAAGUUGAAGCUAACUUGGCUUCCUGAUACUGAAGAAUUGGUUCACCUUUCUCUUCUUGAAUUCGACUACCUGAUAAAAAAGAAAAAGCUUGAAGAAGGGGAAGACUUUCUCGACAAUUUAAAUCCCUGCACAAAGCAUGAAACCCUGGCUCUCGGAGAUGCUAACAUGCGUAACCUGAAGCGAGGUGAGAUAAUCCAGCUUGAAAGGAAAGGCUACUACAGGUGCGAUGUCCCGUUCUUGCGUCCUUCCAAACGCAUUGUGCUAUUGGCAAUUCCUGACGGGCGACAGCAGGCAUCCCUAAAUUCAUCUAGGUGAAACAACUUGAUCUGCAUUUAUCUAGCCUUACAAUUUGGAAGAACAAUUUUGUUUAUGGUUCAUUUGCACAUCAAGAAUGAAACUCUAUCCUUGGAACUCUUCUUUUGCCGCGGACAUCCUUACCAUCCUUUUAGCUUCCUUGUUUGCAAACACUUAUAAAUUUGCAGAAAACAGCUAUCAUCACUAUGUAUGUCUGAAUAUGAACGAGCUUUUUUAUUUAUUUAGAAGACAUUUGGGCAUUUUGUUUCAA
Zingiber officinale is the source of this 2709-nucleotide messenger RNA. Its product is annotated as glutamate--tRNA ligase, cytoplasmic-like. The transcript is spliced from 7 exons. Gene Ontology annotation, cellular component: cytoplasm; cytosol; methionyl glutamyl tRNA synthetase complex. Gene Ontology annotation, molecular function: glutamate-tRNA ligase activity; ATP binding. Bases 273 to 2459 code for a protein of 728 amino acids. NCBI's taxonomy places the organism in Eukaryota, Viridiplantae, Streptophyta, Magnoliopsida, Zingiberales, Zingiberaceae. The record is from RefSeq and is a predicted model, not a curated record. Gene Ontology annotation, biological process: translation; glutamyl-tRNA aminoacylation.